Molecule: messenger RNA, 3009 nt
Organism: Acanthopagrus latus (yellowfin seabream)
Lineage: Eukaryota; Metazoa; Chordata; Actinopteri; Spariformes; Sparidae
Gene: ip6k2b
Product: inositol hexakisphosphate kinase 2b
Exons: 5
Coding region: 499-1911 (470 amino acids)
Biological process (GO): phosphatidylinositol phosphate biosynthetic process; inositol phosphate biosynthetic process
Cellular component (GO): cytoplasm; nucleus
Molecular function (GO): inositol hexakisphosphate kinase activity
Source: RefSeq, a predicted model, not a curated record
UGAUCCUCUCCUAGGUGCCUUGUCUCCUCCCAGCGACAGCUCCGGCUCGGUGAUUGGCUGCUCAUGGCGAGGGGCGGGACUUGUUUCCUGCUCGUGCUGUUUUUCUAGCUGGUGGAUCAGCCUCGACGUCAGUUUCGGUAACAGCCAGACGUCGAGGACAGCAGAAAGUGACCUUACGUGAGGACGUUGUGGCAGCUUUAAGGCUGCAUAUGUCAUUUCUUAUUACACAUACAAACACGGAGAUUAUCCUGACCAACGGAGGAGUUUAACAAUUCGUCCUCCGACAAGGAAAAUCGAGGAAAUAGGGGAUUUCGUCGGCGCUGGCUCUGUCCUUCCUGUCCAGCCCUUUGUUUUUCACGGCUGCUCUCGAGCAGGAGACCAGUAGCGCCCCCGUGCGAGCACAAGAGUUUUAGGAUAGGGAGCCAGACGAGCGGUCGUGCCUCUUGCCUCCCGACCGACGUGGGUCCCCCCAGCUCAGUUAUCCGAUGCGGAGUGAGGAUGAGUCCCGCUCUGGAAGCCCUGAUGCAGGCGGACGGGACUCCAUAUCCCGGAAAAGGGGUGAUGCUUGAGCCAUUCGUGCACCAGGUGGGAGGCCACUCCUGUGUGCUACGAUUUGGGGAACAAACAAUCUGCAAGCCCCUCAUUCCCCGGGAGCACCAGUUCUACAAGAGCCUCCCCCCUGAAGUGAGGAAAUUCACCCCUCAGUAUAAAGGUGUAGUGUCGGUCAGUUUUGAAGAGGAUGAGGAAGGGAACCUGUGCCUCAUUGCCUACCCCCUCCACAGUGAAUCGGGAGACCUGGAGAACAAAGAUCCCUCAUCAGACUGCGAGCCCAAGACCAAGAUGCUGAAGUGGAGCAACAAGAAGCAGUCCACGUUGCUCCUGGACAAUGACAACUACGGCAAAGACCGAGCUCGACACAGCCGUAAAGAAGAUAAGAUCAUGAGUUAUAAUCGUGACGAGAUGCAGCAGCAGAAGCAGGCGGAGGUUCUCUACCUCAGCCUGGAGAAGGGCAAUGUUGUGCCACAGAUCAAACACAACCCCUGGAGUCUUAAAUGUCACCAGCAGCAUCUGCAGAGGAUGAAGGAGAAUGCAAAGCACCGUAACCAAUACAAAUUUAUCCUUUUGGAAAACUUGACAUGGCGCUACACAAGACCAUGUGUUUUAGACUUGAAGAUGGGAACUCGCCAACAUGGGGAUGACGCAUCGGAAGAGAAGAAAGCCCAUCAGAUUCGCAAGUGUCAACAGAGCACAUCUGCAUCUAUUGGAGUGCGGCUUUGUGGCAUGCAGGUAUACCAGUCAGACUCAGGCCAGCUGAUGUUCAUGAAUAAGUACCACGGUCGUAAGCUGACCCUCGCAGGCUUCAAAGAGGCUCUCUACGAGUUCUUCCACGACGGGCGCCGCCUGCGUCAAGAGCUGCUGUCCCCGGUACUGCGGCGACUCCGGGAAAUGCAGGCCGCCUUGGAGGCCUGUGAAUCCUACCGCUUUUACUCCAGCUCCCUGCUCAUCAUCUAUGACGGAGACCCUCCCAGGACUCCCAGUAGACCCAGACACCGUGGUGGGGAGGAGGGUGAUGAGGAUGAGCCAUCUGAUGAAGAGGACGAGGAAGAUGAGGAGGAGGAGGAGGAGGAGGAAGAAGAAGGCGCCUUUGGUUUCCCUCGUUCCUCCUCAGCCGGUGGCAGCACUGGUGUAGCUGGGGGGAGCAGCAACAGUGGCAGCAGUCGCUCCUCUCACAGCACAGGAGAGGCCAGCAGCCCCGAGGUGGACGUGCGCAUGAUUGACUUUGCUCACACGACCUGUCGGCACUUUGGAGAAGACAGCGUGGUUCACGAAGGCCUGGACAGUGGGUUCAUCUUCGGCCUGCAGAACCUGAUCACCAUCAUCUCCCAGCUAGAAGAUCAUAGUUCGGACUGAGGCUGCUGCGGAGCCAGUGUGGUCAUAAAUUUUAAGCAUGGGAAGAGCUCAGUGAGCUGAAACCCUGCUAUGGUGCAUCGUCCUUCUGCUGACGUGGGGGUCUGAGCCUCUUCUGCUUGGAGGGAACCUCAGACACCUCGGGGCCAGGGGGAGAGUCUGUGUGGUCGUUCCUGCGCUCUCCCUUACCUGCCAGAGGACAGGGCUGCCUGGGCCCUUGUUGCACUUUUCUCUUUCUGAGACUGCUCCUUUUCUUUGUAAUGAGUGGUAGGAGAGAUGUUUUGCGCGGUGGCGGUCUCUCAGAAACCACUAGGAUCCCCCUCUCCUUCACUGGUACAGACUAGUUUCUUCAUUGUUAAGUCCUCUCUUAGAGAGAAUGAGCGAGGCAGCGAACAUUGGAGCUCAAGUGUAGCUGUAGGAGCCUGACGUGGUGCUUUACCUGUGAUAUGAGCUAAGCUUUUUUCCCCCUAGAUGAAGUUUGGACUGCCAGUCCCCAACAAGCACAGCACAUUUCUAGUGGGGAAGUUGACUGAACAAGCUGACCUUGGCAGGCUAGGUCAACAGCCUUGUAGCAAUUGACAACGUAAGCCUCUGAGAAGGACAUUUUGUGUUUUACUGGUGUCUCCAAAGACCCUUGCAACAAAAAUGGUUAGUGAGUCCACCAGGCACUUGGAUUUACAUUUCUUUGGUGGAAGAACAAGAUUAUUUAGUUCUAGAAGAAGGGAUUUGCCUUUUUUCUCCCCCAUACCUUUUUGCCUAUGAAAGACUUUUUGCUAUAAGGGGAUAAUAUCCUUGUUUUGUCACCGUCUUCGUUUUCGUCUGAUUUUCUCCUCUUCAUUCCUGAAACUCUGACUAAACAAAGAGAAUAUAUUGAUUAAAAACACUAGCUAAAAAGACUAUAUAGAGACUAUUUAUUUGCAAGGAUUGUUUGGAAAUGUUUAAAAAAAAAUGGAAAAAGCUACAUUCCAUAUUACCACUCUCUAAAUGUUCUGUUCUGAUACCGACUUUGAUUUAUUUUAUUAUUGCAAGAGCCGAUACCUCUCUUGUAUACCUGUGUGUUAACAGUGUCUUGAAAAAUAAAGGCAUUCAUUUGUGGUAAAA